UCCAUCGCAGAUCACAACGUCUUCCUGUUAGCAUUAGCCAAGAUGGCGGCGGAUCAAGUUUUUAUUCCUCCACCGUCACUGUCAGCUAAAUUUGAAGGAUCUUUUGCGUAUCUGACGGUUAGAGACAGGCUGCCGACGAUCCUGACCAAAGUCAUCGAUACCAUUCAUCGAAACAAAAACAACUUCUUGGAGAAGCAUGGACAGGUGGGAGUGGACGCAGAGAAAAGAGCCAUAUCCUUCCUGUCCAAGCUGAGGAACGAGCUGCAGACGGACAAACCCAUACUGCCUCUGACCGACUCUGCAGACGACACAGAAGUGUGGAACCGGUAUAUGCAGAGACAGCAGGACCUGAUGGAAGACAGGCAGCCAGUCAGCUGGUUCAAGUCGCCUUGGCUCUAUGUGGAGUGCUACAUGUACAGGAAGAUCCAGGAGGCCUUGUGGCUCAGUCCUCCGAUCGGCGAUUUUGAUGCCUUUAAGGAAGUAAAAACGAAGAGCUUCUUCGAGUCCCAGCAAGCGAUCAUCUCACUCUGUACGUACCUCCGAGAGAUCCUCGCCAACACGGACACCUCGAAGAAGGAAUCAGUGUUCGAACAGUUCCUCAGGUUUCUGCAGGUGUCUCUGUGGGGAAACCGGUGCGAUUUAUCCAUCUCAGCCGGCCAGGAAAACUCCCAGAAGACCAGUCCGAUGGAUUCGCUGUCGGAUCUCCGGUGCUUCAUCCUAGUAGAUGAUUCGGAGAAAGUCUGGUCCAUGUUAACGUCUGUACAGGCUUCUGGAGGAACGGACAAGAGAGGAUUCAGACUGGAUAUCAUUCUAGACAACGCUGGUUUUGAGCUCAUCUCUGAUUUAGUACUCGCAGAUUUCAUGGUGUCUGUCGGCUUGGCAAAGGAAGUGCGUUUUCACGGCAAGUCCAUCCCAUGGUUUGUCUCAGAUGUCACCAAACAGGAUUUUGAUUGGACCCUAUCGCAAAUGGCAGCGUCCAAUCACAAUCACACAUCGUUCUGCGGCGCCCAGUGGAAGCGGCACGUGAAAGACGGCACGUGGACGUAUCAUGACCAUCGAUUUUGGACUUUACCGCACGAGUUCUGCGACAUGCCGGAAGAUGCGGCGGAUCUCUACUCCACGCUGCAGGGUUCCGAUCUGAUUCUGUUUAAAGGAGACCUGAAUUACCGCCGGCUGACUGGUGACAGAACGUGGGAGCACACGGUGCCGUUCGAACGAGCGCUCAGGGGCUUCCUGCCUGCUCCUCUGUGCAGCAUCAGGACUCUGAAGGCCAACGUACAGGUGGGAUUAGAGCCGGGCCAGGCGGAGAAACUCACCUCUCAGGAUGCCGAGUGGAUGACCAGCGGCAGAUACGCAGUGAUUCAGUUCUGCAGUCAGAACAAAGAACAGCAGCAGGGUUCUUAAAGAUGUCUAGAGAACAAAACAUUCAUUCAUUUCAAUCCAGAAUAAUUUCUCUUUAAUGUGUUGGGUUUUUUUUUAAUUCUUAAUAAGAGUCUUAUCAGUUAACGUUUUCAGACAUCCAGGUAGGUAACGUCCAACGUAUCUGGACAACCUGAAUAUCCGUCCUCACACCUGAUAGAUGUUCAGUUUGGUAAAACCUGAAAAAAAAUGCGUUACAUCAACCAACAGAACAUUGAACUUCAGCGCGAGAGAGAAACCAACAUGGAGGACGAACUGCCUUUAAUACAAUGAUAUAAUUGUAAUGUUUACUAACGUAUGAUGAUGUAAUUAAUCGAGCGUACAGCGUUCGGCUGUGCAAACACACACACACACACUGUACCCUCCUCCAUUUCCUUAUUUAUUCGUAACGAAUGAUUAGUUGUAUUGGUAUCGUAAAAUAAAAUGACUGCUUUUCACUAAACUUUGUCGACAUAGACUGCAAAGCUCACGUCUCAUACAUUUAUGCCGUAGUCGGUCAUGUUUUUGGAACGUUCACAAUGCUGUAGAUUUUCUUCUUUAAAAAAAGCUACAAUAAAAAUAAAGCUAAUAAAGUCAACGUUAAGGGCAACUUUAUAAUAGAAAUCCGAUGCGCAGUCGUCCGUAACAUCCGUAAACAUUUACUAACAUAACUUGAGGACGCAUCCGACACGUCAUGUACUUUAAAUAUAGACUUCUUUGGUUUGUUAAAAAAAAAAAAUGAAGUAAAUAACUGUAAAUAACAGACGUGAAUGAAUCCUGGCUCUCGAGGACGUUUGAGUAUUUUUUCAGUUCGCCUUUAAGAUGGUACCUCGAGUCCAGACACCUUGCCUUGUUUCUGCUUCAAAAAUAUUCUUUUGUCAGCAUGUAUUUAGUGCCAGAGCUUUUUUAUGGAUGUUAAUUAAUGUGAAUCCUGGUGUUUCACUGUAUUGAUGGUGUUUUACUAUUUUGCAUGAAUUGUGUUUAAAAGGACUGUAAUAGAACUUGGGAAAUGGGCUGGAGGUAUGUUUUAGUGACGGGAUGAUAGAGGUUUAACACACACACUGUGUAAAAUCUAAUGUUGUUUCAUGUUUGGUAUCUUUGUGUACAGCGUAUGAGUGCGGUUCAGGGUCAUUAUUGGGAGGGAAAAAAAAGGCAAAAUAUUUUAUAACUCAACACACUUUCUUUGGCCAUGGAUAAUAACCAAGGAGAAAAAACCCAACAAUGUAAUAAAAUUAAUUAAACAAUUAAAAGAA
Messenger RNA from Tachysurus vachellii, 2651 nucleotides. It is a transcript of the gene dcph1, whose product is annotated as acidic residue methyltransferase 1. Gene Ontology annotation, cellular component: cytoplasm; nucleus. The transcript is spliced from 5 exons. Gene Ontology annotation, biological process: DNA damage response. The record is from RefSeq and is a predicted model, not a curated record. Lineage: Eukaryota; Metazoa; Chordata; Actinopteri; Siluriformes; Bagridae. Gene Ontology annotation, molecular function: phosphatase activity. The coding region runs from base 43 to 1404 and encodes 453 amino acids.